AUGGCACCCGUGAAGCAACUCUCCGCGCAAGCGGUUCACCCUAAUCCCGACUCGGUCUUCAGUCCGUUCCCGAGCAGGCGGAGUGUGGUGCACAGCACGGGUGGGAUGGUGGCGUGUACGCAGCCGUUGGCCUCGGAAGCUGGACAGAGGAUUCUCAAGCUGGGUGGAAAUGCUGCGGACGCAGCUGUUGCUGUGGCUGCGGCCUUGAAUGUGACGGAGCCGGCUAUGACGGGUAUUGGUGGAGAUAUGUUUUGUCUCUACUUCGACCACAAAACCAAGUCAAUACGCGCUCUCAAUGGCUCCGGACGAGCUCCGCAGAAUACGACGGCGGAGCAGGUCCGAAAGGAGCUCGAAAUAAAUCAUGGCAAGAUACCGGCUUCUUCAGCUCUUUCCGUCACCGUUCCGGGUGCUGCAGCUGGAUGGGUGGACACUUUUGAGAAGUUCGGCAGCGGCAAGGUGACCCUGGAGCAAGUCCUGACGCCAGCUAUCGAGCUUGCCGAGAACGGAUUCCCGGUCAGCGAGUUCAGUGCCAAAUUCUGGGCUCAGGGUGAACAGGCUAUCCGCGAUGCCUCACCAAACUUCCGGGAGAUAUUGAAACGGGACAAGGAUGCGGAGAACUUCGUUCGCGCUCCUCGCGCCGGAGAGAUCUUCCGCAACCCCAACCUGGGCAAAACGUUCCGUACGCUGGCAGCCGAGGGAAAGAAAGGGUUUUACAGCGGUCGAAUCGGCCAAAGCAUUGUUGACGUUCUCAAGCAGCGUGGAGCUCAUAUGGAGCUGUCUGAUCUUCAGCACCAUCUUGACAAAGGGUCUGAAGAGCCUGAGCCAAUCUCGAUACGUUUCACGGGACAAAAGACUGGAGCUCCCGGCCAUCCUGCAGCGGUAGGACUGAAAAAUCGCUACAUCGAGCUUUGGGAGCACCCGCCCAACGGUCAAGGUAUCGUAGCCCUGAUGGCACUCGGUAUCUUUCAGGAGUUGGAGCGCACAAAGCAGAUCCUCCCUUUCGCCCAAGAAGAUCACAACAGUGUGACAUAUCUGCACGCUGUCAUCGAGGCGCUGCGUAUCGCCUUCGCUGAUGCGGCGUGGUGGGUCACCGAUCCUGACCCAGAACACUCUCAUGUCAAACCCCUCGAGCUGAUCGACCCGACAUAUCUGGCGGAGAGGGCAAAAUUGUUCGACAAGGAGAAGUCUGGCAACCACUCAUACGGCAAGCCAAGUCCAUCGCCAGCACAAACCAACAGUGAUACGGUGUACUUCGCCGUGGCGGAUAAAGAGGGCAAUGGAAUGUCCUUCAUCAACUCAGUCUACUCCGGAUUCGGGUCGUGCAUUGUUCCAGAAGGUUGCGGUUUCACACUGCAGAACCGUGGAUCGACGUUUGAUCUCGGCCCAGAAAAUCACCCCAAUCUCUACAAAGGCGGCAAGCGCCCAUACCAUACCAUCAUUCCAGGCAUGUUGACGCAUGGUUCCGAGUCGAGUGACGAGCGAGAGCUCCAUUCAGUUUUUGGAGUCAUGGGUGGCUAUAUGCAGCCUCAAGGGCACAUGCAGACCUUGCUCAACAUGGAAGUGUUCGGCAUGAAUCCACAGCAGGCUCUGGACGCGCCACGCAUAUGCGUUGGGGCGGGCAUGCCGGACCAAGGUGAUGGCAAGACUGGUGGGCAGACCGUGUACGUGGAAGAAGGCAUACCAGAUGAGGUCUUCCAGGGAUUAAAAAAGAUGGGUCACCAGGUGGAAAUGUUGUAUGGCUGGGACAGAAGCAUGUUCGGCAGAGGUCAGAUCAUUAGACGACAUAUUGACGAGGAGACUGGAUUGAGAGUAUGGUCGGCUGGUAGCGACAUGAGGGGCGAUGGAUGUGCUAUGCCUGCGUAG
This is a messenger RNA of Cyphellophora europaea CBS 101466, 1863 nucleotides long. Its product is annotated as gamma-glutamyltransferase. The transcript has 4 exons. Bases 1 to 1863 code for a protein of 620 amino acids. The record is from RefSeq and is a predicted model, not a curated record. Lineage: Eukaryota; Fungi; Ascomycota; Eurotiomycetes; Chaetothyriales; Cyphellophoraceae.